Trichoplusia ni (cabbage looper) is the source of this 822-nucleotide messenger RNA. RefSeq names its product E3 ubiquitin-protein ligase RNF181-like. The transcript is spliced from 4 exons. Gene Ontology annotation, cellular component: cytoplasm. The record is from RefSeq and is a predicted model, not a curated record. Gene Ontology annotation, biological process: protein ubiquitination. Lineage: Eukaryota; Metazoa; Arthropoda; Insecta; Lepidoptera; Noctuidae. The coding region runs from base 159 to 602 and encodes 147 amino acids. Gene Ontology annotation, molecular function: ubiquitin protein ligase activity.
AGAUAGCAGUUUGAUUGAAUGACUAAAUGACUUGUCUAAAUUAAAACCCAGGAAAACACUAAACUAUUACGAAAUUAUAAAAACAAUUAUUAAACAGUACAUUCGAAGUAUUCAAAACUCAAUAUUAAGGUGAAAUUGCUGCUGUAUUAAACCAAAUUAUGGCGGGAUAUUUUGAAGAAAUGGGAUGGGCAGAACUUGAAGAUGGACAACAACCUAAUCAUUUACUGGAUAUGGCAAGAUUUCUUAUUGAUUUUGGAUUAUAUGAAGACAAUUUUACUGGAGAAUGGCCAAGGCUACCUCCUCCAGCAUCAAAAGAGGCUGUUCAAAGUUUAGCAGAUGUCACAGUAGAAACUGAUGACAAAAGCUGCCCUAUAUGUUUAAAAAAAUUCAAUAUUGGAGAUAAGGCAAAAGAAAUGCCUUGUCAUCAUCAGUUUCACGCUAAGUGUAUAUUGACUUGGCUGGACAAGACAAAUUCAUGUCCAUUUUGCAGACAUGAGCUGCCAACAGAUAAUGAAGGGUAUGAAGCAUUCAAAAAGGAGAAAAAACGUGCUGAGCAAAGGAAAGAAGAUAUUGAAACACUCCACAAUUCUAUGUUCAGUUGAUUGUAUUUAUGUAGUGUAAAAUACAGUACAGUACAGUUUUCAUAUAUUUUGUGAUGAAGACAUCAAUAAUAGGAUAAUUUAUUUAAAUAACUCAAGUACCUUUAUAAAUAUGUUAUACUUCUAUCAUUUCCAAGUAGUACAUAAUGUGUGUAUUCUGUGUGUAUCAACAUACACCAUACUGUAUGCAUCCAUCUACUAUGUUUUUACCUGACUAGCAAAA